Molecule: messenger RNA, 2972 nt
Organism: Paramacrobiotus metropolitanus
Lineage: Eukaryota; Metazoa; Tardigrada; Eutardigrada; Parachela; Macrobiotidae
Product: wings apart-like protein homolog
Exons: 11
Coding region: 416-2725 (769 amino acids)
Biological process (GO): regulation of chromosome condensation
Source: RefSeq, a predicted model, not a curated record
AAAAUUUAGAAACCGGAACGCACUUUUCGAUUUUUGUCUUCUAAUUCACUAACUGGAACGUGUCAAUCCUACGUACCUAUUUAAAUUUUGAUUUUCUAUAGAAACCUUUGUUUGUAUUGUAUGGCGCUUUUGUCUUCGGUAGAUUUAAAUUUUCCCUAAUGUUAUGGAUUAUCAGUGACACUUUCAACACGAGUCCUUUGCACAGUUUGUGACUACUCGUAUUGUCAGUGUUGACUGCUGAGUGGUGACUGCUCUAGUAGUCUAGUUUUGCAAAUUUUCUUGUUUACAACUUUACUGUUUACAGUUGUUCAUGCCACAGUAGCUUUUUACCUUCUCAAAUUUCCUAGCACCUCGACUGAUCUGAAAUAUCUGUUUACUGGAUGAGCAUUUCCCGAUUGCAUCCUAAUAUACAGUCAUGGAUGAAUAUGAUCCAAUUGAACGUGCGAAGGAGCCAUCCAAUGCACGUAUUUACCGAAGGAAAGGUGCAGGCCCGACCAUCAUGACUGCUGUUGGUGUGCGUAGACCGCUCGCGCAGGGAGAAGAUGAUUGGGAUAAAUUAAAAAGCAACUGGAAUUCGAAGCCUGGGGACAAAGAAGAACUGGUCCUCCUCAAACAGACCUCUCUAGCGAAACCUGCUGUUCCUCGGCGAUCGCUCUCGGAAGGACAGCCGUCUACGUCGAAGACCGCGGUGAUGGAGAAAGAUGUUUUUGAUUUUGACGAUUUUGAUUCAUUAUCCAUCUCCAAGACCGCGAUGAACCUCGUUGGAAAGCCCGUUGCAGAUACCGUGAAGCAUUCUAAUCCGUAUGAUUUUGAUCAGGAAACCGAUCUGCCGCGCUCGUCACAGUCUUCGUCAGGGAGCUCCUCAUAUCCCAGCUCUCAGGAAUCCAAUAAAUCCACGGGCUCGUUAAAACGAGUAUCGCCCAAUUCUCUGGACGAUGAAGUGGUAUUUAGAAAGCCUCUGCAACCGGCAGGCAAGAGUAAAACAGCACCGGUUCCCGUUACGAAAGGCGAUUCCUUUCCUCCCAGCCGCAAGCGGCCUGCUCCGAAAGGCGGAGUGGAGGCACGGCCGAAAAAAAUAUCUCCAGACAAAAUUCCCAACCAAUCUCAAGAUCCCGUUCCAUCGUCGUCGCGAGGUCCAACGUCAGCGUCGUCUAGUAAUCCGAAACCUGUAGUCAAAGCUGUGAUACAACCUGUCAGAAAACCCGUGGAGAAUCAUCCAGCACCGAUCCAGGACGAAAGUGAUGCCGGGCGGAUUUCAACCGAAACUGUUGGGGAUCAACAGUUUGCUGACGUUGAAAGCGAAAUUGAUUAUCUUUUGAAUAAUCUGGACCUGCGUAAAAACAGCCCAAUGGUGCGCUGUUCGACUGCCAUUAAAUUAUCCAGAAAAUUAUUGGAUCCCACUUUCCGUGUGCAUUUUUUCACGCUGGCGCAUGGAAGAAUCUUUGAUUUGUUAAAAGAUGCCGCUCGUGACGCUAAUCUACGGCUUUGUGCUGCCGUUAUUGUUUUGGUGAUGAGCACCGACAGCUUAAAGAUGAACAUUGAUCAGAAUGGAAUGGAACUCCUGUCCGAUAUUGUUAAAAGAGAUGACGAGAAGAGUGAGAAAGUCGAUCCGCAAAUUAUGAACGGCGUUGCUGCAGUGGUUGCCACAAGCAAGUUUAAGGAUGAUUUGGAAAGGAAUAAAAUAACAACUACCCGUCUCGUACUGGAAGCCCUCAUGAGGAUGAAAUUAGGCUCUCAGUGGCCGUGGUUUAUGGAUGAAAUACGGCACCAAGGAUUUUUGGACCAUUUGAUUAAGCAUUUACGAAUUUUAUUGCCGGAGCUCGAAGCCAGAAUGACUCUAUCAAAUAUUAAUGCUCUUACUCGUUUAAUGGAUUUUUUCUUUAAGAUUUCUCAUCGAAGUAAGGAGAAUUCCGAAUAUUUGGUAUCGGGAUGCCGGUCUGCCGGGCUUAAAGCUCUCGUACAGCUCGGAAAAUUCUGCAACAAGCAGCUGUUAUCGAAAAAGACCCCCGGUGAUAUUAAAGCAGCUCUGGCGUCGCUGUUGCAGUUAGUAUUUUUGGUCAUGGCCAACGCGAGCUUUCAUGCAGAACUUUGGCGAGAUAAGAUGGGGUCGGAGACGAGUCUUCUUGAAUUAAGCGUCAAUUGCUGCAUUAGUUUGGCUCCCGUGACUACUCGGGAAAAAUACCAGGAGAUUUUACUGCAAGCAGUUCCCUGCUUGGUUAAUCUGACCCAUAAUUGCGAAUCGAACUGCCAGAGGUUUGUCGAUAUUGUCCCGGCGAAUGCUGAAGGAAAAGACAAAAUAACGUCUGUGUCCGGAUUUGUUCGGCUGGCAAAGAACACCCAUGAGGCAGCAGAAAGUUCGGGAGACGAUCUGGAACGGUGUACCGAUCGUUUGAUAAAUAAGAUGGACACAACCGCUGUCUAUACCGAUUUGAUGGAGAAAGCUGGCGAAAAUCUUGAACAGUUUUCCAUUAUGUCCUACAUAGGAAUUCUCCUUUCUCAUUUAAUAACAUACAAUGAAGUCGCGCGCAGUAGUUUACACGAAGAAUUAAAAGCUACCUUUGGGACCGUUUCGACGGGAACUGAAAUCCUCACAGGAGCCAUCCGUAGCGUGGCGGAUAUGCUUGCUAAUGUUGUCAACCACGAUGGAAAUAACCUCCCAGUUCACGAUAUGCAUACGGCAAUUGAUAUCCUAGAAGCUUACGGAUUGAACCAUAAGCCUUCGUAAAUGCGCUUGUAUUACCAAAGUCAGUGAUGUUUUUUUUACAUUUUACCCAAUUGAUUUGUGGUGGUUGGGUUGAGUGAGCCGUAAGUGGUUUUAACGUGCAAAUUUCUUUAAAGUAUCUGUAUGAUGUGCUUUAAGGCAUUUUUUGCGUACAUUUGCCCACUUUUUCUUUGUUGAAUUCCGUCUGCGGCAUUAUAUUACGUGUGUUCAAAUUUAUUUGUUGGGUAUCCUAAUAUCUUUUAUUACGAAA